AUCGUACCAAUACGCUCUGCGGGACACACACACACACACACAAUGUCCAAGCGCACCGUCUUCACGUCCAUCACGCCGCUCCCCGCCGGCAUCUCGCGGCAGACGGCCAUCUCCUUCCUGCACGACCACUUGGAGAUGAUCGACCUCAACCCCCUCAUCAUCCGGCGCGAGCGCAUCCCGCCCCCCGCGCACUGCCCCGCCGAGGAGCGCGGAUGCGUCUGGUACCGCCUCACCGACAAGGUCUCGUACCUCCCAGGCGGGCUCGCCGCCAGCGAGGUCGACUACACCUGCGCCUUCCACGACCUGCCCGCCGGCCUGCAGACGCACUGCUACGCGCCCCUGGGACUCGAGAUCCGCGACCGUUGGUCCGUCGGCGGCUCCAUGCCCGGCGAGCCUCGCGAGCCCGUCGAGCUCGGCAUCGGCGCCCCCGCCACCGGCUUGUACCUCCGUGAGGACGUCGACAUGCGCUGCAACAUUGUCAUGGCCGCCUUUGUCAAGAAGACGAUCAAGAAGUCCCACGGCGCCCUCGUCGUUCGCCUGGCCGAAAAGGCGAGGCUCGUUAAAGACACCACAGCCAACGCCAACAGCAAUUGGCCGCCGCCGCCCCAUCAGUGGCAACAGCAGCACCAGCAGCAACGGCAGCAACAACGGCAACAGCAACAGCAACAGCUACAGCCCCGGCGCAUCAGCGUUCCCCGCCGCCUGUCUUUCCAAGGCGAGCUGUCCCCAACACUGGAAAGGGGCCCCUCUCUGCCGCGCCCAGAGCUCCAGGAGCAGCAAAACCACCCCCGCCACCAGAGCAGGACUGAUGAGGGAGACCGGAUGAAGCCGCUGCCCCGGGCGCCGUUUGAGAUGACAGGCACGGAGCCCCAACGGAGAGCUGAAUUGCAAUAGGCGUCACAAACUUCACGCCCUGACUUGCGCUGUGCUGUUUGAGACUACUAGGCGCGUCUGACCUCUCGGGGCUUGUAACGAACGACAUGACACUUCUCUCAGCCAGCACGGGAUACCAAUCAGGCGAUGCUAUCUUCUCGAAACCGUUUCAUUAUAUCUACGAGAAUGGAACAAGAUCAAUGGGCUCUUCUUCCUUCCCUCGACAUGUAU
Molecule: messenger RNA, 1104 nt
Organism: Purpureocillium takamizusanense
Lineage: Eukaryota; Fungi; Ascomycota; Sordariomycetes; Hypocreales; Ophiocordycipitaceae
Exons: 1
Coding region: 43-894 (283 amino acids)
Source: RefSeq, a predicted model, not a curated record